Messenger RNA from Raphanus sativus (radish), 1857 nucleotides. RefSeq names its product high affinity nitrate transporter 2.3. Gene Ontology annotation, cellular component: plant-type vacuole membrane; plasma membrane. NCBI's taxonomy places the organism in Eukaryota, Viridiplantae, Streptophyta, Magnoliopsida, Brassicales, Brassicaceae. Bases 56 to 1666 code for a protein of 536 amino acids. The record is from RefSeq and is a predicted model, not a curated record. Gene Ontology annotation, biological process: cellular response to nitrate; nitrate transmembrane transport. The transcript has 3 exons. Gene Ontology annotation, molecular function: nitrate transmembrane transporter activity.
GAACGAUAAACAUUCUCCUCCACUCAAAGUCUUUCAUCUCAGUCUCAGCCUUAAAAUGGCUUAUAAUGAAGAAGGCUCAAUAGGAACCUCAUUGCAUGGAGUCACAGCAAGAGAACAAGUGUUCUCCUUCUCCGUAGAUGCUUCAUCCCAAAUCCUCCAAUCAGACGACCCAACCGCUAAAUUUACCCUUCCAGUUGAUUCCGAACACCGGGCCAAAGUAUUCAACCCACUCUCAUUUGCCAAACCUCACAUGAGAGCCUUCCACUUAGGAUGGAUCUCAUUCUUCACUUGCUUCAUCUCAACCUUCGCCGCUGCACCAUUAGUCCCCAUCAUCCGCGAUAACCUCGACCUGACCAAAACCGACGUCGGGAACGCAGGAGUGGCCUCCGUCUCCGGUGCCAUUUUCUCAAGGUUAGCCAUGGGAGCUGUUUGUGACCUCCUCGGUGCACGGUAUGGAACCGCCUUCUCCCUCAUGCUAACCGCUCCAACCGUAUUCUCAAUGUCGUUUGUGACCGGUCCGGUGGGAUACUUAGCCGUCCGGUUCAUGAUCGGCUUCUGCCUGGCCACGUUUGUGUCGUGCCAGUAUUGGACCAGCGUCAUGUUCAACGGCAAGAUCAUAGGACUAGUCAACGGCUGUGCUGGCGGGUGGGGCGAUAUGGGUGGUGGAGUGACUCAGCUACUCAUGCCAAUGGCCUUCCACGUCAUCAAGCUCGCUGGAGCCACUCCGUUCAUGGCUUGGCGCAUAGCAUUUUUCAUCCCUGGUUUCCUUCAAGUCGUAGUGGGCAUUCUCGUCCUCACUCUUGGCCAAGAUCUCCCCGAUGGUAACCUUAGUACCCUUCAGAAGAGUGGUCAAGUUUCUAAAGACAAAUUCUCCAAGGUUUUCUGGUUCGCUGUGAAGAACUAUAGAACAUGGAUUUUGUUCGUUCUUUAUGGAUUUUCCAUGGGAAUUGAAUUAACUAUCAACAAUGUUAUCUCUGGAUAUUUCUUCGACAGGUUUAACCUUAAACUUCAGACAGCCGGUAUUGUAGCAGCCAGUUUCGGAAUGGCAAACUUCUUCGCCCGUCCCUUGGGUGGCUACGCAUCUGAUCUAGCAGCCCGAGUCUUCGGCAUGAGAGGCCGGUUAUGGAUCUUAUGGAUCUUUCAAACCGUAGGAGCGCUCUUUUGCAUCUGGCUAGGUCGUGCUAGUUCACUUCCCAUAGCAAUAUUAGCAAUGAUGCUCUUCUCAAUCGGUACACAAGCCGCCUGUGGAGCCCUUUUCGGUGUUGCACCUUUCGUCUCGCGCCGCUCACUAGGGUUGAUAUCGGGACUAACUGGCGCGGGAGGAAACUUCGGUUCCGGUUUGACUCAGCUGAUUUUCUUCUCGACUCCGAGGUUUAGCACGGCAGAUGGACUCUCGUUGAUGGGAGCUAUGGCGGUUUUGUGCACCGUCCCGGUUGCGUUUAUACAUUUUCCGCAGUGGGGAAGUAUGUUUUUAAGACCGUCGAGGGAUGGAGAGAGGUCGAAGGAGGAGUAUUAUUACGGCUCUGAGUGGACAGAGGAUGAGAAACGACAAGGGUUGCAUGAAGGAAGCAUCAAGUUUGCUGAGAAUAGUCGGUCUGAGAGAAGCAGGAAAGUAGCUUUGGCUGAUUUUCCGACACCGGAGACCGGAACUCCAACACAUGUCUGAAUAUUUACUUUUAUUAUCUAUAUAACCAUUUAACCCUUUCAUCGUUUUCAUGUCGUAAUGUUAUCAAAUAUCAGAUAUGUAGUGAGUAAGACCUUGCUUUGACUAGGUAAGGUUCGAUGAGCUCGGUACUUAGUAUGAAAAGGAAAAAUAUUUUAACAACUCUUUAUGUAACUAAGAAAUGCUUUUCGUUA